AUGGUUGGGAAAGGCGUUAAGGGCGCGCGGAAGGACGCUGGGCGGGUCGAGUCUGAUCCGGGAGGAGGUGGGAAGGCUGGGGAUGCAUGAGAUUCUUAAUCUCUAAAUCGUGGGUUCGAGUCCCACCUUGCGCAAAAGAUUCCUGCGUGGCAGGGGGUUCGACAAGAUGACCCUUGUGCCCCCUUCCAGGCUGUACAAUUCUAUGAUUCAAUACCCUCACGUUAACCCUUGGCGGGCUGGACGGUUCUGUGGACCCGCUCCUUUCCCUGGCCUGCCGCCCAGGGCAAUGAUGAAGACCCUGGAUGAAACGAUCAGGAAGAAACUAGCAAGCCAGAAAAAAACACCAAGAUAUUUUCUGAGCUGCAGGGAGGAGAGAAAUCGGUAGCACUUUUAAAUUCUUCCCGGAAUUAGAAAGGAGUUGUCUAUGGGCUGAGAGGUGCAAAAGAAUGAAAUUGGAAAUCCAAACGGGUGAUGGCUUUUUAAAGCAGCGCUCAUAUGUGCCUUACUUUCAGUUGCAAGAGCCCCAGCUUGACCUUCCUCUAGGUGAGCUUAUUACAGUAUAAGACCUUCUGGCGGACUGAAAGGAGGACUUGGCACCCCCUAAGGCUUUUGUUGGGAAGGAAGCACCGCGUCGGUGUAAAAGGGGUUUCCUCCCAAGGAAAUGUGUGCUUAAUUUAAGGGUCGAGGCACAUAGAAAGCAAUCGAUGGUGAAUAGCUCCCGAAAGGAUUGGCAGGGUUAGCGAACAGGUUGACAAGCAAUGGUGGACUCCAACUCCCAUCAAGCACAGCCAAUGAUGGGGCUGUAGUCUGGUUUCUCAGCCAACUUUUCUCCCUUCCUUCAAAGGUUUGUUUGAAGCAACAGUCCAGAAAUGGUGCGACAGGUCUUGACCCUGUGACCCACACAUUCAUUUGUUUUCGAUGGGAUUUUAUCACAACUAACUUUGCUGAAUGCUAAAAUAAAAAAGAAUCUCCAAACUAGACCCAAACAAAAGUAUAGAAGACUUGAUGACGCAUUAAAAAAAUAAUUUGCAAACUCUUUUAUCAAGAAGGGCUGGAGCAGGUAAAACUACGAUAAACUCAUUACAUUGAUAGCUCAGUCCUAUGUCUACUUAGAAAUAGGUCCCACUGAGGUCAGUUUCAAACAUGCUUACAAAGAAGUAAGACUGCAAUCCUAACCAUGUCUACUAAGAAGUACCAUUGAAUUCAAUGAGGCUUAUUCCCAUCUAAGUGGGGUUAGGAUUGACUGAACACACUGGAACUUGCCUCUCAGUACACAUGCAUAGGAUUAUAUUCUAUGAGGACACAAAAAUACUACUUAGACUGUAUCUGUGAGAUGUAUUUGAUAUCUAUGUAUGUAUGAUUUAAAUAUACUGCUAAAGUCUCUUUGGCCAAAUAUAUGUCGCUCAAAUAGGAAAAUCUGACAUUGUCUAAGAAAGAAGGAGUUCACACAUGUAGAGUUCAUCACUGAAAGACUGUAGGCUCUCCCAGGCUGCCCUCCAUGUCCUGCAGCCUGAGUCUGAACAACCUGGCUACAGGCACCUGCUCUCCUUGGUUCUGAAGAUACAACCACUUGUGUGGAUUUAGGAUGUACCCCUCUACAUCUACAGAAAUGCAUUGAUAAUGGAGAGAGAAACAAUUCUCUUGAUAGCCUCACCUGUAAGAAAGUUUUUACAGUGUUUUAUUUUACAUUUAUAUCCCACCUUUUCUCCAAGGAGCUCAAGGUGAUGGCAUACUUCUCCUCAUCUUAUUCCCACAGCAAUCCUGUUAGGUAGGUUAGGCUGAGAGAGUGCAUAACUGGCCCAAGGUCUCCCAGGUCCUAGUCCAACACUCUAACCACUAUACUACAGUAGCGGUUUGGGGCUAACUGCCACCUAAAUGGAAGGGUGAAUGAUCUUGGUGGUAAGAUCUUAAAGCCAGAAAAUGUGUGUGUGUGUGUAUAACCUUUUGGCAACUUUGCGCCUUUGCAACAAGAAUAGAAGUUAAUUCACAGUUAACUAAAGAAGUUUCCUUUUGCUUCUGGUGUGCCCCCCCCUUCAGGGGGUAGAAGGGAUUUAAUUGAACUUUUAAGUUCAGUUACGUACAUCUCCUUUCCCUGUCUCAGUCAAAUGUGUGUGUGUCACCUUUUUAAUUUUCAAAUUGCAGAAUCAAUCUAGUUUACUCAAGCUGUUUAAAUAUCAGAACUGAACGUGAGGGAGGGAGGCUUUACCUUACUGGCUUAUUAUUAUUUUUAAAAAAUAAUAAUUCUGAUUUAGAAUAGGCUGGAUUAGCAUGGAUAUGGCAUUUUCAAGGACCCUGCCACUAUUAAAUAGACUGUUAAGUGCAUUUUAUGGUUGGUGAGGCCGUUCCCCUUUCUAUCUGGAGAGACGUGCUAAGUUCAUGUCUACCUGCUACAUUACACACUCGUUGACUAAAAUACUUCCUGUGGAUGUAAUACCAAUGCUCUGUAUCUUUUAAGUACAUAACGCUAACUGUUUUAGGACUAGUAAAACCGAACUUCAUAAAAGUCCCUAGAACCUCAAAGCUGGAGACAGGGGUAUCAUUUGGAUUUAGACAAUUAUGUGCUUUAUUAAGGGGAGUUGAUAUCAAAAGGUGAUCAGGAACAGUGUAAAAAAGGUAGGUCUGUAGAUUUUGCAUCAAGCCUUAAAAAUCCUGGGGAUUCUGCCUUCCACAUUUCACAAAGCAUAUUUUCCACCACUGAGCUACGGCCCUUCCCAGUGGCGGAUAGAUGUGAGGGGACCAAGGUGAGGCAAAAGACCAGAGAAGAGAUGACUCUGGUCAUGGAACAGAAUUUUUGCUGAGGGGAUAGAGAGGAAGGGCCAUCUUCUGCCAUGUUCUGAAGGCAGAAGUGGUAAGACUUGUUGAUGGGCUGAAUAUGUUGAACAAAGGAGAAAGCUUAUAGGACUGUUGUAACCCUUUCCCUAUACAGUGGUACCUUGGGUUACAUACGCUUCAGGUUACAUACGCUUCAGGUUACAGACUCCGCUAACCCAGAAAUAGUGCUUCAGGUUAAGAACUUUGAUUCAGGAUGAGAACAGAAAUUGUGCUCCGGCGGCACAGUGGCAGCAGGAGGCCCCAUUAGCUAAAGUGAUGCUUCAGGUUAAGAACAUUUUCAGGUUAAGAACGGACCUCCGGAACGAAUUAAGUACUUAACCCGGGGUACCACUGUAAAUAUCACCACACAUUUCAGAAGGAUCAGUGUGCUGAACAUGUGUACACAGAACAUGGACAAUUGGAAGACAUUGAGCAGUUCCAUGGAGUAACAAAUUCUGCAUCCACCUCUUGCAUCAACAACAUUAGACUGUAUUAACAGAGUUUAUAUGCAAACAUCAUCUGCAUCGAUAUGUACACCUUGACCCCAAUAUGUAGUCACCAUCUGGUGGCUGCAGACUAAUUCAGAGCUCACCAUUUGGCUCACUUAUUUUCAAAAUAAGAAUACCAGGCAUUGAUUCCACUAAUUAAAAUUGGAUUUCAAUGAGAAGGAAUUUGAAUUCUAUUAAUUUAAAAUGUCUUAUAAAUGAAAACCAAUCAAGCAAUUUGUUAAAGACACGGCAGUUUAUCUUUCUGUUUCUCUCCUUUUCUGUAUUUAGCUGGCCUGAUACUUAGACUAAAAGUGUGCAGGCGGUUGCUUAGGAUACUUACUUUAAGGACAUUAACAAGAGACUGGACAAUGUAAAGCACACAUUUCCUCCUAGAGGUGAGCAGCAUUGACUAUCUGCCAUGCUUUCAUCUAGUCUAAUGGAAAGGCUGGUUUCUGAGUUUCAAGGCCUAUUGUGUAAAUUUAGGGAGAAAAUUCUCAAGUUAUAAAGCUCUUCUGCAAUCCUAAUCCCUAAUCCCACUAAAAUGGGAGUACGUUCCACUGAAUUCAAUAGGAUUGACUUCUAAGUAAACGUACUUAAUAUUGCAGUGUUAGUUCCUUCUACUACAGGGGCAGGCUUGAAGAAUCUCCAUAGCUUUUCACUAGAACCCUGACAGCCUAGUGGUGGAUGGCAGGAUCAACUGUCUGCCCCAUUCCACGAGCAACACAUGGGGACAACCUGCAUAUUUAUAGUACUGUACAAGUACAAAUCUGAUUCUGAAUGACAGAUCAGGGUGGGACUUGAAUGCAACAUUUUAUACCUGGCCUGCAUAACUUUCCAAGGAUCUUAUCAAUAAUUGAUAUUUUGCAGGCAAGGAACACUUAGGCUGAGAGGUAAGUGAUUAGUACAACACCUGCCAUGGCACUGGGAGAUUUUUCAUUUUCAUUUUUCUUGCCAAUCUACUACAAAGCCGUCAGAAUUCUACAAGCAGAUCCUGCUUCCAUUCUAUAAAAUAUCCUGAUCCUAAGGUGCGGUCUGAAGAAGAAGACGAAGAGUUUGGAUUUGAAAUCCUGCUUUAUCACUACCCUAAGGAGUCUCAAAGCAGCUAACAUUCUCCUUUCCCUUCCUCCCCCACAACAAACACUCUGUGAGGUGAGUGGGGCUGAGAGACUUCAGAGAAGUGUGACUGGCCCAAGGUCACCCAGCAGCUGCAUGUGGAGGAGCGGAGACGCGAACCCGGUUGCCCAGAUUAUGAGUCUACCGCUCUUAACCACUACACCACACUGGUUCAUGACAUAUCAACUUAGAUGCAACUAAGCAGCUUUAGUGUCUGGAUGGAGGGGGCUUCUUUUAAGCCAACAUGGACGGAUUUAUUUAUUUAUUUGUGAUAUCCUUUGGGUGACUUAAGAGUAGGAUAAAAAAACAUACCAAGCACAAUAUAAAGCUAAAAUAAAACAAACAGAAGCAAAAUAUUAAAAUAGCAGAACAAAAUGGGGGGGGGGGGGAGUUUUUUAUCUGCAGCCGAAAAAGACCACAAAUAUGCAAUUCCCUUUCAGCCAUGAAGUUCACUGGCUGAAACAGUCAUUAUUUUAUUCAUUUAUCCAUCACAUUUAUAGCAUGGUUCUCUUCACCAUCAUUUUAUCCUCACAACAACCUUGCCCAUUAAUUCUCUUAAUGAGCCAAGCCUGGGGAUUGAGAGAGGGUUGAAACCCUGGUUCUUCUGGAGACCUCCUUCCAUUGCCUCCACUUUCAAAAUCUAGACUGCAAUCUUCUUGGGGAAGGGACCUGCCAUCUUUAUACAGUGGUACCUCGGGUUACAGACAUUUCAGGUUACAGACUCCGUUAAUAGUACCUUGGGUUAAGAACUUUCCUUCAGGAUGAGAACAGAAAUUGUGCGGCGGCGGUGCAGCAGCAGUGGGAGGCCCCAUUAGCUAAAGUGGUACUUCAGGUUAAGAACAGUUUCAGGUUAAGAACGGACUCCAGAACGAAUUAAGUUCUUAACCUGAGGUACCACUGUAUAUGUCCUUCCAGCAUUGUAUUUAAGCCAGAGGAGGCAAAGAAUUGACUGCAGGCAAGAGAACUGGGAUGGUGGAGGAGGGCACAGCACUCUCCACCCAGCGUGGAAAACCAAGCAGGCUGCCAGAAGAGAGAACUUUUUCUGGCACAGGCCCUGAGGACCCAUGUCCUAACCCUUUACCAUACAUUUCCACGGAGGUAGUGCUCCUGUUGCAACCCACCUUGGAUCAGGUUGCAAUCAGUUGAAGAUCAGGGCUUCAUGCCAAACACAGGUAAAGGUACUUUUCUAACCGUGCAGGGGUCCUUUACCUUUUUAUGCCAAGCACGGAAAUGCAGUAGGGCUGCCUGAUAUAGCGUGCUCCAUCUCGCUUCUGCCACCUAUAAAAGUAUUUUGCAGCCUGGCAACUUUUGCAGCCUUGUUACUCUGUGGUGCUACAACAGCAGCCUUUGUUUAGAAAGUAUGCAGCGCAGCAUCCCUCAGAAUUCAAGCCUGCUUCUUCUCUGCCAACGGCGCAGCAACUUCUCUAGUAACAAACGCCCUACUAAGGAACUCCCUGGAGCUGCAAUUGCAAACCCCCACGGUGUUCAAACUCGACCUCGUGCAGGGUUAAGGCUCGCCUAAGGGCCGGCCUGGCUCUGCUAGAGACUGCCCUAGUUCCUAGGCUACCAUCCCAGUCCACGGGGCGCGCUUCCGAAUGAGAGGCAGCACUUGAGCUCAGGGCUGUGACUGAGCCGAACGCUCCAAUCCGUGGGAAGGGAAGGGACGGUAACGUCACGACGCGCGCGCGGCUGCCGCGUCAGGAGGACCUUCUGCGCAUGUGCCUGACCAACGAAGGCGGGGAGGAAAAGCAGGUCGGGCGCGCGCCUGCCCAUUCAACUUCCUCUUCGCGCCUGUCAGUCUCGGUGAGUUCGAGAGCGUCCGAGGCAGGGGAGCCUCGCGCGGAAAGGAACGGAUACGCCACGUGUUGGACUGGCGGGGAGGGGGGCCUGAGCGAGGGAGAGAAAAAAGGCGGGCUUGCAUCGGGAGCGCGCUCCUGAGCGGAGCCAGAGCCGGGAGCGCGGCGUCUCCCGGCUGGCAGAAAUUGAUUUGAGGGGCGGGCAGUUGUAGGAGGGUUGCAGGUGACGAGCGAAGCGGGCGGGACCCUCUAGUGGAAACUCAAAAGGGGGGCGGGCUUUCUGAGCUGCGCCCGACUCGAGGGAGGGAAGGCAGAGCCUCGUCCUAGAAGGAGGCGUUGCUUCACCACCACCAACCACCGCCCCCAUCCUUUUCCUUUGACAGGGUGUCACUCCAACGACUUUCUCUUCUCGGGGUUGUGUUUUGUUGGCCCUGUCAGCAAAAGGGGCCACCCUGGUCCUACUCAGCCCUCUCAGAUGAUUUGCUUAGAUGCUGUGCCUCGGCUGCUGCAAAACCCAUUUCGGCCCUGGGUUAUGUGAAGUAGUCAGUUUUAUUGAAGAAACAUGUUCUGGACGCGUGUGCAAAGUUUCUUUCCCUUUCUCUGCUGAGCCACUGAGCAUCUCUACCCUCGCGCGCGCACAUACGGGGGCAAGAGGUGGAGAGUGUUUUGGUAGGCAAGUGAGCUUUUGAAAAAGCGUCUGCCACAACACUUCUGGGUAUUUUUUUGGGGGGGGGGAAUAACCUCUUGGGAACUGCAGAGCAACAUUGCAGGUCUGGUGUGCAAUUUAUGCUUAGUAAUUCCAUUGCCGUGUCUUAUUUUAUUUUUAUUGCUAAAACCUAUCAAGGUAAACGGACCCCUGACCAUUAGGUCCAGUCAUGGCUGACUCUUGGGUUUCGGCGCUCGUCUCACUUUAUUGGCCGAGGGAGCAGGCAUACGGCUUCCAGGUCAUGUGGCCAGCAUGACUAAGCCGCUUCUGGCGAACCAGAGCAGCGCACGGAAAUGCCGUUUACCUUCCUGCCUAUUUAUCUACUUGCACUUUGACGUGCCUUUGAACUGCUAGGUUGGCAGGAGCAGGGACCUAUACACACCUGCAAUUGCAGCAUGGAAUAAGAGGAAAUAAUAUUGACAAAUACAGUCUUCGGUUUUAAAUAUUUAUAAACCUGAAUUAAGCUAUGGCUUAAUUACACGGUAUUGAGUAUUGCCAUUGAACAUCAGGAGCCCCAGAUAGAUUAAAUUAAACCUAGUCCUUGAAUGUCCAUUGUGCAGGAAAAUACAGGAUAAAGUUUCCAACUGUUUUGGUUUAAUGGUUGACUUCUGUUUUGGUAUAGGUUAAGCUCAGCAGAAUUCUGAGUAAAUAUGAAUAGGAUUGCACUGUAACUCUCCUGAAGAAGAGCCUGCUGGAUCACGCCAGUGCCCCAUCUAGUCCAGAAUUCUGUUCUCAAAGUGGCCAACCAGAUGCUUAUGGGAAGCCAGCAAGCCCGAGCUGAGUGCAGUAGCGUGCUUCCCACUUGUGAUUGCUAGCAAGUGGUAUUCAAAGGCUUACUGCCUCCAACAGUGGAGGGAGAACAUAGCUGUUGUGGCAGUCAGCCACUGAUAGCCUUCUCCACGAAUUUUUCUAAUCCUCCUUUAAAGGAAUCCAGGCUGGCAGACAUCACUACCUCUUGGGGAGUGAAUUCCAUGGUUUAGCUAUGCAUUAUGCAGAGAAAUACUUCCUUUUUUCUGUUCUGCACCUUAUAACAUUCAGUUUCACUGGAUGUUCAUGAGCGCUAAUAAUAUGUGAUAUUAUUGAUAUAUAUGUGAUAUCUUGAUCUGUUUUUUUUUCUAGACUAUGCAUAAUUUUAUACAUCUCCCUUCUUUCUUGCAUUUUCUCUAAAUUAAAUACCCUUAAAUGUUACAACCUUGCCUCAGAGAGGAGCUGCUCCACCCUCUUUAUCAUUUUGGUUCAGCUUUUCCAGCUCCUGAUAUGCAUGAUUUAUGUAUUUAUAAUUUCUGGCUUCUGUCAGAUUCUCAGAAAAGAUAAACACUUUGAGUUUCUAGGUCAGGAUUUGCUUUUGUUUUCACAAUGGUUUGUGAAUUGUACCAUGUUGUCAUUUUAAUGCUUCACUGCUUGACUCAUGGACCAUUGACAACCAGGCAUUAUCCUUGUUAUCAAGCACAGAUGAAGAACAUGUGGACCUCCAGAGGUUGUUCGACUACAACUCCUGUAAUCCUGACCCUUGAGUAUGCUGGUUGGAGUUGAUGGAAAUUGGAGUUCAACAACACCUGGAGACCUGCAGAUUCCCUAUUCAUGCUCUAGUCUAGACUAUCAUUAAGGCCUAGCACGAGACAGAACUAAAGGGGGAUAUCUGGGGACAGGCUUGCCAUUUUGUAUGUUUGAUUGUCAAAUGUAAACUGUGGGACCUUUCAAUCUUUUCUGGCCAUGUGGGAUUAUAGCUCCCUAUCUGCUUAAACCAAGAGAAUAAGUGUUGCUCUGUGCAUGAGUAAAUCAGCAGCAGAACAUACAAGUAAACAUGCAUAGAACUUAGAUCAUGGCUGUGAUUCCUUUAGUCCAGCUGUAUUCUAUUGGCCUUUCCCCAAAUAAUAGUGGUGGUUUAGCUUGUAGAAUUGGAUUGGUUACUUUGAUUACACUUCCGAAAUUUAUGAUCAGCUGAAGUUACAUUUUCUUUGACAUCUCCUGGAACUACAGUGGUACCUCUGGUUACAUAUGCUUCAGGUUACAUACGCUUCAGGUUACACACUCCACUAACCCAGAAAUAGUGCUUCAGGUUAAGAACUUUGCUUCAGGAUAAGAACAGAAAUUGGGCUCCGGCGGCAGCAGCAGGCCCCAUUAGCUAAAGUGGUGCUUCAGGUUAAGAACAGUUUCAGGUUAAGAACGGACCUCCGGAACGAAUUAAGUACUUAACCUGAGGUACCACUGUAUAGCCAUCUGCACUUUUGCCAAUGUAAUCCAUCCAGCUAAAUUCUCCUUGUGAACAGAGACUGAGUAAAAAUUUGAUUUUGCUGAUAUCCCUGGCAGCAUUAGAGAAUUCUUUGCUCUAAAGAUUACUUUGCUGGAUGCAGUAAUGGCUUUCGCUGGAUUUGCCUUUCCCAUAGUAGCAUAAUCAAAAAGGCUGCAUUUGCUCACUGUCCUACCUGUGGAUUUAUCUCUGUAUAUAAACUUUAGGGGCAGAAGCCAGAAUUUUGUGACAUCAUUGUUUCUGUUCUUGUUUCAAGGUGAUUUCGGAAAAGCAACUAUGGAAAAAUGGAGCUUAAUGACAAUUACUGCAUUACUAGGCCUUCUUGUCCGUUGGACUGUGUCCCUUGGUUCUUACUCAGGUAGUAAAUAUUCUGAAUGUAUAUGAACUAUUGUAGUGAAAUUACUGUUAGAAGUUUCUUAAAAGGAAAUAAGUAUAUAGUAGUUAAAAAUGAAAGGUAUAUACUAAUCAUCUUCUCAACUCUGAAUAGCCUUGUUCUUUUUUAAAAAAAUGUGUUUUAUUGCUUUUUCAUCAUUAUUAUUUUAUUUGUAUGCUGCCUUUUCAUAGUUAAAACUAUGCUCAAGGCGGCUAACAACAUAGAAGCAGUGCUUUUUUCUGGGGGGAUGCAGGGAUAUGCAUACCCCUAAACAUUUUGUUAAUCCAAAUUUGGCCUCAUUGAGGGGCAGUAUUUCAAUAUGAGUAGGAAAAUGAGAGUACCCCUAAACAUUUUUAAAGAAAAAAGCACUGCAUAGAACUAUUUACAUAAUUAAAAACAUAAAAGUUGUCAUAGGCAAUAAAUAAAGCACAUCAAAAAGUACACAACCAAACUGAAGAAUUUUCACAUGUAACAAAAUUUAAAAUGCAAUAAAGAAUUUCCUUCAUUUCCUGACAGCACUACAACCAUAGCUAUAACUAUUAGAAUAAAGUAGUGUUAUCUUCCCAUUCCCUGUUCCGCCACAUCAUACUCAUAACUAUUUUCUUAGCAUUUCAUGUUUACUUUCAGUUUGAUGAAAAUGAAAUCUAUAUCAUUUAAGCUUGUUAUAAAUCUAAGCCAAAUACAAAAGAGAACAGAAGAAAAUAUUACUGUUGUCACACAAAUGUAGUGACAACUGUAGCUGUCUAAUGUAGUUAUUUAGAAAAAAAAAUUUAGUUAUACAGUACAAGAUUAGGACCUUAGGUUCUUUUCACAACUAUGAUAAACAACAUCUGAGCUCUGUCUGGGUGUUGACCUCUCACAUGAUUCAUGUGAAAGCGAGAGUAGCUGUUCUUCCUGGCCCACCUGCUUUGUUGCAACUCUAGGAACCUGCUUUACAUGUGAAAAGCUCUUUGUGCAGCUUAGAAUCCUUCUGAUCAUGUUGCUUGGGGAGCCUACUCAAGAACAGGCUCCUUUCUUCAGCCUUUCCCCAACAAUACAUGGAUGGUGGGAAGGUGGGUCCAAAAAGCACAACUCUGGUCUCCCUUCACAUUAUUAUAAUCUAGUUACCAUGAUGUGGAAGUCAAAAUGGGAAGAUUGGUAUUUAAUUCUGGUUGUACCCUCACCUGUUCAAAUUAAGUGAACAAAGAGGAAGCAAUUAAGAUUCUGCUAUGUCUAAUGUGUUAUGUUUUUUGGUAUAAUAAAAUUAACUUUCCAGAUGCAAUAGUGUCUGAAUAUUAAGUUACAACUACUGUUCUAUUCUGACGAAAACAUCUAAGAACUAAAAAACAAAACAAAAACAAAAAAGGCCAACACUUUAACAAACUUUCAACAGACAAAGGAGAGUUAAGUUGAAGCUGUUAGUAGUUGUGUAUAUUGCAACUUGUACUGUAUGCCUUGUGUAUUGUAAUGCAUAGCACUGACCUGCUCACUUUUUGUUUAAUGUAUGUAUUGUUAGAUGCUCACUGGGGACAAGGAACAAUUCCUUGCAGUUGAGUAAUUUGUUAGAUCAGUCACUAUGACGGACAGAUAUACUCCCUCUCCCCUACAAUUGGCCAGGGUGGCAAUUCUUUUGUACAUAUAUCAAGUGAAAGUGGUGAUGAAAUGAUGGUAGAGAGAAGCUACAUUUUAUACUUGUUGCCUGUAUUAAUACAAACUGCUUAUGAAUCACAUCACAUGUUUUCUAAAUAGGUACAGUAGUAGCAUAAACCACCAUAAAAGACUUGGAUGCAAAACCCCAAAUGUUCAUUCAUAAAAUCCAAUUAUGUAUCCAAUUUGCUGGUUACCCUCAAAAUGUAUGCAGGUGCUGCCCAAUGCAAUGGCAGUUGAGAUCGAAAGGCUGACAUGAGCGGUUCUAAUUCAACAUAGUUCCAACUUAAGGCAUGGAUAACCAGAUAUAGGAAGGUUACUUCUGUUCUGAGUCCACUAUAUUUCAGAUGCAUCAAGCUUCUUUUUUUACUUUGCUUUUCUCACCAUAUAUUUUCUUCCAGGUGGGUUUGCUGAACUAGUUAGCAUUAGUGAAUGUGGGUAACAAAUGACAUUGAACACUACUGGUUCAAUUUUUUUCAUGGUUAAGAAUAAUAUAAUACAAUGUAAAGGUGAAGAAGAAUUAAUAUGAGGAAUUAAAUUUGUUUUUUUGUGUGAGAAAUAUAUGUUUGUGUCAUCAAGCUGCCCAAAGUCUUAGUUGCUUCUAUAUAUGGGUUGCAUCAAAAGCAAUGGAGAAUGUCCUGGUCUUUGACUGAUCUUAGGGCAACUUUUUAUACUUUUUAUAUUUGGGAACCUCUUGUUCUUCAAAGGCACAUCUCGUUCACUAUAAUAAAGCAGUACUGUAUGCUGCUUUGAGGAUCUGCUUAGUAAUAACUUUUAAAAUGUUAUACUUUACAGCUUUUGUCUCCCUUGCAAAAGGUGUAUGGAAUUAAAAUGUCCCCUUUGGAAGCAAUUCAUUGCCUGCAGCCCAUGGCUUCAAUACUGCACACAUGCUGUUUAAGGCUCACUCAUUACAAUGUGCUUUUGCAACCUAAUUUCCCAGAAUAGCAACCCAAGGCAAAAUAUAAAGUGCAAAAACUAAAAAGAAAGAACCAAAUAGUUUAGCUGAUCAGUUUGGUAUUUAAUUACUCACCACUACUACUUUGCCUUGAGAUGUCAACCUAUAUCCUUUUGCAUCAUAUGUACAAAUAAACCCCAAACAAUUAGAAAUGGGUACCAAUUUUUUUCAAUGCAUUCUGCUUGGUUCAUUUUGGAAAACAACAACCACAAAGCACAGCAGAUGCUAAAAUGCUUGCCCUUGCUUUGUUUACUUUCACUGCUGCCUCAGAGUUGAUAAUUUUAACAGGCCUAGUUUUGACUGAUUCUGGUUUUGUAUUAUAUAUUUUGCUGUUUGGACAUCAGUUCCUCUUUGGUUUUGUAGUGAGAAGAACACUGUCAUAAACUCCUUCUAGGAGAAGCUAUCACUGGUUGGUAAUUUUUGUAGGUUUCUCAGUCUUCCCAGCAUUGUAAAUAAUAGUGAUAGAUAUAGAUCUGCAGUAAAAGACAGCAGUGGUCAAAUAUCAAGCAUUUCCAUCAGACAUUAUUGUUUUCUGUGUAAUCAGUAGGACCCUUGUAGGAAUGUUUCCCAUUCUUUUGGUUGUGCCCUGUACCUGGAGCAUGGGCUGCUGCCAUGUGAAUGUUUUCUUUUGCUGAAUCAAUCCUAUUUCCCUGUAUUCAUCCAUUACGUUGGUAAAUGGGCAGAAGGAAGUUAUUGCACAUGUCUCUUGGCACAUAUUCUUAACUCUCUUCCCAAAUGUCCAUAGAGGAGUCUUCUGUUUGUAGAAGCACUGGCCUAUCUGAAACCCUUUCCUCUUAAUAUCCUUCUUGUAGUAAUUGUCUGCUCUCGGUGUUGCAAAAGGACAGAUUAUGUCCUUCUCUGCUGUUUGUGUGAAUCGCUCAAACAUAGAUCAUAUGAAAGAAUUAUAGAUAGCUUUCCUAUAUUUAAAAGAAACUCUUCAAUCUCCAUGAAGUUAGAGUCAAUACCAUAGAAAUAAGUGUGUGCUCUCAAUAGCUAAUCAGGAACGACAGGAAAUGAAUAAUCUGUGUGCCUAAUUGUUUAAUGUGAUACUGCCACAAUUGGCCUGUUCUGUAGUAUUCAAUAAAGAAGAAACUUGUGCAAAUUUUGUACUGAUUUUAAAAAGUUACAGGAAAAAACAAAGAAUUUCUGACGAGAGAAGAAAGGGGGGUGGGAGGGAAGAAUAGGGAACUAAGAAGAAUACUCAUAAAAGAUGUAUUCAGAAAAUUGAAAUGUAUCCUACGUCUGAUACUACCCCAAGAACUUAUUCUCUUCCUAACAGAGUUGAUUGUAAAAUUACAUGCAAAUACCUGUCACACUUUUGCUACAGAGGGUAUAUUAAUUUCCAAGCAAAGCAUUGAAUUGCAGGCAUUAGUAGAGCAAAAUUAAUUUAUACAUUCAUUAACAAAUGAUAAAUAUAGUUUCCCAUCUUUUUUCUUUCUUUUAAGGUGCAGGAAAACCACCUAUGUAUGGAGACUACGAAGCUCAAAGACAUUGGCAAGAAGUUACCUACAAUCUGCCAGUCAAACAGUGGUAUGCCUAAUUUUGAUUUUUUUUUAUUCCCUUUUUAUAUGGAAAGACUAUAAUCUUGGGGUGCAUAAAACCUUCCUGCCUACACAGCCCUUUGCAGUGUAACCCUACAUAAGGCUGCAAAGAAGUAAGCCCCAGUUAAGUGUACAUAGCAUUGCAGCCAAUUACCAUUUCCUUUACUUAUUUUUGUUUCCCUUGAAAUAUCUCAUUCUAGAGCUACUUAGAUCUAUAUAAUACCUGUAUCUAAAAUGUUUUAGAACAAUUUGGUAAAGUAACAAAAAAUAUAUAUCGUAUAACGAUUCCUGUCAUCUGCCUUUAAGAUGCGAUCCACCAAUUUUAAUAUUUUAGCAAAAUUAAUAUUUGAAAAAAAUAUUUUCCAAUUUGUCCAGUUAAAUAUAUUUUAUAACUAUCAGUACCGAUUUGUAAGUGAUACGAAUUCUCUGAAAACUGGAGUUCAGACAUAAGCAGUAGAUUUCUGGUUUCCAUAUCUCUCAACUUGUAAGGGUGGUGAGCCCAUUUACAUGGCCCGCUCUCAGAGACUGAUGGGACCAGAUAUGUUCCUGAAUGCUCUGGGGAAUUUUCCAGUGGAGAAAGCAGGUGAUCCUGUCAAAGACCUUGUCGCUAUGGAAUGGCAAGAGGAAAUGGGCAGUAGACACAAUCACUGCAGAGCAUUCUCUCUGGCAUUUUCGAGCCCAAGGAGUUCUUGGUACUCUCAGGAUUUCCAGACUGUAAAACAGUCCGGAUGAAGACUGGAGUGCAGGUGGCGCAAGUCUCACUCUGAAGCCAACUGAACACUGCUAAGAACACACAGUCGUGCCUAUAAUGUGGCAGUGAGGCUGCAAAAAAAGAAGAAGGAGGCUUAUUUUGCAGUGCACAUUGGGUCCUCUAGUUCUGUUGCCAAUUUGCUACUGGACCAACUUCAAGGUGUUACAAAGCCCUUAACAACUUGGAACCAGUUUACCUACAAGAUUGCCUUUUAGAGCAUAUUUUGUCAUUACAUUGUGUCCUCCAGUUGUAAUAAAUUGACCACUUUGAUGUGCAGAAGAUGCUUCCUUGCCACAUGGUCAAGUCAUAACUUAUCUUUUAUACGUGCUCAUAAGUUGAGCACAUAAAGAACAGUACAAUAUUAAGAACAAUAGCAGGGCUGCAAGAUACUUUGGAGGUUGUUGCCUAACAAUAGAGAAUACAGUGGUACCUUGGUUUACGAAUUUGAUCCAUUCUGGAAGUCCGUUCUUAAACCAAAGAGUUCUUAAACCAAGGUGUGCUUUCCCAUAGCAGCGAGAGACUCAAUUUACAAAUGGAACACACUCAACAGAAAGCGAAACAUGUUCUGCUUCCAAGGCAAAGUUCACAAACCAAAACACCUACUUCCGGGUUUGCAGUGUUCUUAAUCCAAGUUGCUCAUAAACUAAGCUGUUCUUAAACCAAGGUACCACUGUACUGGGAUAAUCGGCCAAUUGACUUGGUAUACUGUCACUGUAUAUAGUAAUGAUGUUGUUGUUUUUACUAUGUGUGUGUGUGUGUGUGUGUGUGUAUAGAGAGAGAGAGUAAAGAGAGAAAUUGUUUGCAACAUGACCUAAUUGCAGGAAUGUAUUUGUCAUAAAAUGUGUGGUUGGUAUUGGUAUUGGUGAGAAAGGGGGAAAAGAUUGCUUAAGAAUUAGCUGUUUUUAGAAGUUGAUAGCAGCAUUAAAAUUUACAGCCAAUGGAAUGAUAACCAAUAAAUCUGCACUGUCUGCCAUCAAAACCAAAUACUGUACUACAAUUAGCCAAUACAUGCUACUAAUUUAAAUUUGGAAACUUACAAUUUGUUCUGCAUAUAUUGCUGUAUAGUAUAACAGUGUGAGCAGUGUAAAGGGAUGAGAUUUCAUUGUUUGGUGACAAACAAAUUUGUGAUCCCCUGUACUGGGUGCAAGGUGGCAUCUUUUGAACGUUUGCCCCCUAAAGUCCUUGCCUUCGAAAAGGCAAUGAUUACUAUUAUUAUUCAGGUAUGCUCAAAUGGUAUUAUCAUGUACUCCAUGUUCACUUCCUUUGUUCUGGAAAAAAAGUAUAUUAAAAAAGGUAGGCAGUAAAUGAGAAAUGUGAUUUGUAUGUAGUUUUCCUGUAUGUAGUUUUUCUGAGCCAGAGGCACAAAUUUAAAUAUUUCUGCCUUCUCUAUCUUUCUUUGGAGCCCAUGCAUAUUUAUCAAAGACAAUCUUGACAGCAUCUUUUUCUUCUUAUAUUGCAUGUUAGAAAUGUGACAGUUCUUACCUUUUUUUCACACCUAUACACAAACUUUUUCUUUGGAAUCUAAGUUCAAAUAAGAGCAUGGAAUUGAAUGAGAUAUUUACUAGUAAAUCGCAAGACAUCAAUAUCCAAAUGAAGGAGUUAAAACUAUCCUGGCAUGAGAAAUUUUAAAUGGUGGGAUAAGGGGCAGAGAUGCAGCUUUAAGAAAUAUGAUUUAUCAUGAAUUGUUCAUAAGAUACUUCAGGCUGCUCAUAAGGUAUUCAAGAAAUAUCAUUUAUUGUAAUAAAUGUCAAAAAUUGGCUGCAUUUGAGUGGAUAGACUGGGAAAGCUAAGAACUUGCCCCUUGGCAAUUAUAAAAUACUAGUCACUCUGUUUCACUGAGAUUUAAAGGUUCUGAUGUCUUAUUUUUGUAACUUUUAUUUUCAUUGAAUAAAAUCUUCUGCCUUUCAACUUGAAGAUGUGGCUAAAUUCUGACUGCUCUCCACAGAAACAUAAGUACAGAAAAGUCGUAUGAAUGAAAUUCCUUUAUCUUUGCGCUUUCUUAUUGUCCUCUAGAGGUUACUUUCUUGGGCUAGUUUAGAGGGCCUGUUGAAUUUGUUGUUAUUGGUAUGACUGAACAGGCUCAUGACCUUUGUCAUCUAUUGUGCUGACAACUUGGUACUGUUGUAAUUAAGUAGAGUUUACUUUUUAGCACCUCCUAAUUCUUGUGAAAGCCAGCAGUACAAUUUGGAUACUGUUGAUAUGGAGCAGCUCAGGUUCAGUAGUUUGUUAGCUCACAAGAAUGGCCAAUCAUUCUUUUAGCUCAGAUGUUUGGGUUUUGUGAUUUUGGAGAACUAGUGUUGGAUCUUAGAAUCCCUUAGAUAAAAUUGCGCUUAAGACUGCAAAACCUUGAAGGCUGUAAUGCUCUAACCACUUUUGUGGGUGAGCUGAGAGUUUGUUUGAACCCUGGGUUAGAAUCCGGAGCCUUAGAGGGAGAGUGUGUCAGUAACUAUAUUAGUGACUUUGUAUUACUGUAACAUUUUUAUAUGCAACUCUGUAUUUCUUUAAUACUAAAGUUGUAUUUAGUAUUUAGUAAACUUUAAUUCUAAAGUUGUCUGUUGACACUUUAGAAAACACCAUCUUGUCAAAGCCACGGACUUUGUUAGAUGAGGGUCCUUGGGUACAUAUCUUCAGCUGAAGGUGAUUGCAGAAGGUUUCAGGAGAAAGGCUGGUCAGGUUGGGGAAAAGUGUCCAAUGAAUGUAGGACUGACUGGAAUAGAGCCUUGUAUUUUUGGAGCUGCUCACAUAUAUUGAAAAAGUAAAAUUAAUGGCCCUGAUGAAUCAGAUCUUGUGAAUCAUGGCAAUUGGAACAAUAAUUACCUUUCAUAGCCCAGUAGAUUUUUGAAUUAUUCUAGCUUUGUUUCCUAGAAAUGAAAAUGUAUUUCCCAGAACAAUAUCAGCUGGUUACAGGCACAAAUUUUAUAUCCUUCAGAAUCUUUAUGUCUUGUAUUCUGCCAUAACACAAACAUCAACAAUUGCAUCCAAAAACUCAGGCAAGUCUUUGUUUUAUUUAAAAAAAGAAUCUACAACAAAAAUGCAGUAAGAGCCAUAUUUUAAUUUUAUUUUUUUUACUCUUAUACUGAAACUGUCCAGCUUCGUAGAAAAACAACAUGACCCUGGGUUGUAUCCAUUGGUUGUGCGAGUAGAAUGCUGCCUGGGUGGAAUGCAACAUGUAUAACCAAUCUGUCUUGUCCUCUCUUCCCCCCUGGAAGUGCUCUGUAUCCCAUGCAACCCCUCCCUAUAGGGUUUGGGACACUUCUGAACAGUAAGGACUGUGGUUUACUGGGCUGCAGUGCAAGUGGGGAAUUGGACAGCACUGAGCAGGGGGAUCUUGCUGCAACGGGGAAAGGGAAGGAGGAAGAUCUGCAUUCUGUGUGAGCUGCAUUCUGAAGACAUAUUUAUUUCAGGGUUUCCUUUUCUUUUUCAGGUACUUCAACACCAGUGACAAUAAUUUGCAAUACUGGGGCCUUGAUUAUCCGCCUCUUACUGCUUAUCACAGUCUUCUGUGUGCUUAUGUGUAAGUUAAAUAUGUGAGCAUUAUUUUAAAUGCCUUUUGAUUGCUAGAAGAAAUAGAAAAAUGCAGGCUGAUCCAUGUAUGGGAAUUCUGAUGCACACCUACAGCAUUCCCCAUUCACAAUAAGUGUGGCAAUUACACACUUAUGACCGUGUACACACAAGCAGCAUGUGGGAGUGCUUACCCGUGUGGUAAACAAUCACAGAUGAGACAGCUCUGUAUCUCCUGAUUAUUUAGUGGAUAAAAGGGAGUUUGUAGUUGGCUAAGUUUCUAUGGCUACCUCAUGAGAAGAGAAGAGAAGAGAAGACUCCCUCGAAAAGACCCUGAUGUUGGGAAAGAUUGAGGGCACAAGGAGAAGGGGACGACAGAGGACGAGAUGGUUGGACAGUGUUCUCAAAGCUAAUAACGUGAGUUUGACCAAACUGCAGGAGGCAGUGGAAGACAGGAGUGCCUGGUGUGCUCUGGUCCAUGGGGUCACAAAGAGUCGGACACGACUAAAAACAACAACAACAAAGUUUCUAUGUACAGGCAACUCACAAUUUAUGCAGGGGUUACAUUCCGAGGCACCACGUGUUUACGUGAAAUCACGUAUAUUUGAAACGCCAUUGUAAAAGUCUGCAGGCAACCUCUGAAACUCCCUGAACAAAACCCUUUAAAAACCAGCAGCACUUACCAGGCGCCAAACUCCACCAGGGUCACUCCCUCCAAACCUCCUUUCUCAAACUCAGACCUUCCACAGGCCUCAAAGGUCAGUGCAAGCGCUCCUGGAAUUGCACUUGCAAAGGCUCAUGGGAUUGCUAGGUGUUUUUUUUGUUCUUUUUUCCCUUUCUGGGCUAUUUUUUCCACUUUUAAAGUCACACGAUGCACGCAUGUGCGAUUGUGUGUCAGUUGGACACGUGUAAAUUGUUAGUUGCCUAUAUUAUGUGGUAAUGCAAUACCCAGCAUUGUGCCAGAAGAUGUGGCAUGACUUCCUCUGCCUUAGUGUUAUGCCUGAAGCAGAGAUUGUGGUCUAUUUUACAUAUUCUAUGAUCAGGAAGCAUUUAUGGUUUGUUUGGAGCAAAAUAAUCCAUGAUUGCCUUUUUGGAGAAAACACCAAGGCGCGUUUUGUAGUUUGUUGUUGCUGCUCACACUGGGAGGGUGGGGAGUGAAAUGGGAGCCAUCAACACGCAUUAACUAUGGUUUGCUGUGGUGCACAAACAUAGCCUGUAUGUGAAAAGAUAAAAUCUUUUCAGUUCUCUGUAUUGCUGAUAAGUGCUUAAUUAUAAUUGAAACUGAAGCAGUUUCUUCAUGAUGAUUCUAUGUGUGUCAUCUGCAUUUGUUAAGCUGAAGCAAUUAGCAGUGUGAAUAGUCUACUUUUUAAUAUUUUGAUGCUUUGUUUUAUAGAGCGAAAUUAAUCAAUCCAGAUUGGAUUGCUCUGCACACAUCUCGUGGGUAUGAGAGUCAGCCACACAAGCUAUUCAUGCGGGCAACAGGUAGAAAAUAGCCUUUUUUUCGACAUAAGUUCGAAAUGUUCCUGAUCCAGUUCUAUUUUUUGCAGUGCAGAUUACCCAUACAAGGGGUGUUCUUAAGGUGUAAAGAUGCAAGGAGAUAAAUAAUUCUAACUGGGAAUGGCCUCAGCCCCCUAAUGCUAAAGCAAUUUCCUGCUGACAAAAGACUAUAGUGGGAGAGAUUGCUCAAGGUAUGGGUUACAUGGUCAGGGGUACAACUGACAGCCACUGCUCAUGACCCAAUAUUUCAGAUAAAUUAGACUGAAGGGCAUAAGAGACAGAAUCUUUUCAGGGUUGACCUCAUACCUAUGGAAUAUGUGCUUCUUGGCUCCACUAGUUCAUGCUUUUUAAAAUGGGUCUCAAAAAUCCAACCAUUUGGGGCUGCUUUUAGUUGAUAUGCUGGGCUGAAUGUUAAACUAUUUAAUGAUCUGUGGAGAAUAUAGUUUUUAAUUCUUUAGAUAUGCCAAUGUGCUGCUGGCUGUGAAUUGUUUUAAUCUGUGGUUUUAUAUAUUAUUGGAAAUUGGACAUUAUAGGUUUUUUUUGUUUCUGUCUUACAAGGUAACACGGUAAUAUUCUACAGUAAUGGCAGUAUAUUGAGAAGUUACCUAUUUGACAUAAUAGUUUUGCCAAUUCCUACUAUAUAACGUUAAGUUUUGAUAGCACUCUGAAGUUCAUGUCAGUUAUUAACUAUGGCCUAUGCUUGUCUGUUUUUUUUAAAAAAGAAUUUCAUAGUUCUUUUCUGUUAGUUUUUAAAUUUAGCGGUUGGAAGGGCUGUCAUGCUCAGGGAUUUUUAAUACUGAAGUAACGAAAUUAUAUAUUUUUAAGAAACAUUGGAAUGAAGAAGGUGUUAUUACGCACGUUCAAAAUCAAAUGCUUAUAGGUGCUGUGAAUCAUUAUAUAGUAGCUUUUCCCAGGCUUCAAAAAAGUUCCAAUAUACAACUAAAAGUUCAGUGUUCAUUUGCCUUUACAGCUAAACCAAAUGGAGGAUAACGACAAUGAUAAUUCUCAGAUGCGUAUCAAUUGAUAGUUCACGUGGUGAUCAGUGAAGAAAAACAUGGACAGCAUUGUCACAAGAGUAAUGUAUCAGGCAGCCCAGACAAUGCAUUUAUUGGGUUAUAUUCAGUCUUCCUCUGUUUCACAGGAUUGACUGAAGUCCUGUAAAAAUCUCUUAUGACGUGUCAGCAUUGUCUUAUUGCUGAUUAUCCUGGGCAGAAGCAGACACUCCUCCACACCACCUCUUGCAUUGGCCAGAAACCUUUCCAUCUGGUCUCUAGUAAUUGAUUAUAUUUUAAAAAUCACUAGAACCAAAUUACCCUUGAAAUGGUCUUUAAUAAUGCUCAAAUCAACACGCCUGACAAAUCAUUGAUGUACAAACUAAGAAAAUGGAUAGACAUUCUUUUUAACAAUUGCCAUUAAACGAGUGCACCAGGGUUACAAAAUUCAAUACAGUUAAAUGUUGACCAUUAGUUUUAGAUGUUUUAGAAGAUUCUCUCUGUGUUUCUGAAGCACAUGCACAGACAACAGAUUCUGCCAAAUAAAUAAAAACCAUAGGAGUCCCGGAGCUCAUUCAGAUACCAGGAUGUGGCAUUUCAUGAGUGAAUCCUGAAGAGCCUUGACCUCAGACACUCUUUUGUCCCUUGUGUUGUGGUCCCCACCUUUACUUUCGCAUUUCUGGCAUACCAUAGUUUACCAUUUCCCCCCCCAAUCUGGGUAAAAUAUGGUAUUGCCCAUGAACCAGGAUGGCUUACUGUUCUGUCUGAAUAACUCUUUAGUGUUGGGCUUCCAGAACAAAUAGUAUAGAGCUUCUGAGACAAGGCAAUACUUUUAAAUGAUCAAUAAUAAUAAUAAUAAUAAUGAUAAUAAUAAUUUUAUUAUUUAUACCCUGCCCAUCUGGCUGAGUUCCCUCAGCCACUCUGGGCGGCUCCCAAUCGAGUGUUAAAAACAAUAUAGCAUUAAAUAUUAAAAACUUCCCUAAACAGGGCUGCCUUCAGAUGUCUUUUAAAAAUAGGAUAGCUGCUUAUUUCCUUGACAUCUGAUGGGAGGGCGUUCCGCAGGGCGGGUGCCACUACUGACAAUUCCAGUUGGCUUGAAAUAGUUAACAGUAGUCUCUGUUCAAAAAUGCCUGUGUUGUGAAGAGCUCUCCAAACCACUGUGUUUAUACUACCCCAGCAUCAUAUUCCAGGUGGCUGGUGUGUUUGUGUGUGUAUUUCCUAAAUUUUUUGCUUUGAAAUCCUGUAAUCUAAAGAAGAGUUCAGUAUCACUCUCUUCCAUCAUUUUGAAUAUUAUGGGUGCAAAUAAAGGUAUCAUUUCAGUUGCUCUACAUCUUAAAAGAAAUUUCAAGGUUAUAUUCUGUCAUCUUGGAGGAAUUUGGGGUUCUAGUCUUACACGGUUCUGAGCACAUGGGCUACAAUCCUUAUGUAGAGUUAAGUCUUCUUUAAUCUCAUUGACUUCAGUGGAAUUGAAGUGUCCUGUGUGCAGGAUUGAAGGGUUCAGCUUUAACUCUGUCAAGGACAUUUUAAUUAUAAAUGAUUAAUUUUAAACAUUUAGGGAAGUUAUUGGCAUUCUUUGAAUGUAACUGAAUGAAGUGAGUCAGAAAAAGAAAGAAAGCUAUCCAUUUUGAUUUCAGAACUGCUAUGAGGAACUGCCCUGCAAGCAGUUCAUUCUUUGAACUCAUGUAUAUAUGGCUUGAACAGCUUCUGGGAUUACUAUUUUAAACAUGUCAUAAAACCUUUAAGCAGAUUUCGAGUGGCAUUGGGCUGAUCUUUUUGCAGCUAUACCUCUUUGGUAGCAUUUCUGAAGGAAGCACUUGGUUUUAUGAGAACUCAUUAUCAGCUAUGAGUACCAGCCCUAUGAUGCCACUGGAUCAAAUUUUGUAGAGUUUUCCUAGCCUUGAGGCUAGCUGGUUUCUGAUAUUACCAUAUUGACAGUAUUAUGACUUAUGUUUAAAAUAGUAAUCCCAGAAACUGCUCAUGCCUUAUAUACAAGACAUGACUCCAAAAAAAAUUACUGCUUUAAGGUAGCUCCUUGAAGCACAUAUCAUUACUGUAUGAAAAUGAGGCUUGCCGGGGGCUCACUUGGAGAUGGUGUUUCUACAAUUAGAAGCUCAAGCACUAAGAGAUGAUACAGCUUCUAUGUUGUUUUCCCCAUUGAUUCCUUUACAUACCUUUCCCCGCUGCCUACCGCACAAGGAGUCCAGUUUUACCAUCCUGCAGGCAGGGGAAAAGGAGUGGAAAAGGAAUACCAAUAUGUGAGAGACAUAUUGACUGUGUCCUUGUUCAGCACCUUAAAACAUUUUAAAAAGCAGGGAUGGGGAGCUUUUUUCCAGCUGCAUUUAGGUUUCAAGGGCCAGACGUGGGCAGGGCAAAAGUGGGAAAGUUAUGAAGGUAAAUUUUACCUUUGUGCAGUAGCCUAGUUUCUUCUGUCUCUCACUUUUCUCUGUCUUCUAGCUAGACAAGCACUAGAAUUCAGGGACACAUUCCAGCCAGACAAAAGCACUUGGGGCACAAAGAAGGGACAGUGAGGGGUGUGGCCUGGGGAGAGUUCCGAGGGCCAUAUAAGGAUGUCUGAAGGGCCACAUUCAGCCCCAGACCUGGCAUUCUUCACCCCUGAUUUAAAGGUGUAGACUGGACACUAUCUCAGGUUGAGGAUCUGUCAACCACAGCAUGAAUCCUGUAUUUUCUUGUGGCCACAGAAUCUUUGAAAAGGAUAUUAUUCCUAAAUCAGUUUUGAGUGUAUGUGCAGACUUACAUCUGGUUGAACUGUAUGUGUGUAAUGAAUUAUUGUGUCUAUAGCACAUAAGAGUUAAUCUUGGCUGCUUUUGAUAUUUUAAAUAAUUCAAAUAUAUGUCAGAUGCAGGUGAUGGGGAAAUGGUUAUGGGGGAAGGCCAAGAAUAAUAGCAUUGUCACAGUUAGGAGACAAUAUUUGAAGCAGAAUAAUCAAUAGCCCAGUUGGCUAAUAAACAAUAGUAGUUUGAUUCAUACAUAAAUAUAUUUUCUAUGUUUCAGUUUUUGUUGCUGAUAUGCUAGUUUACAUACCUGCAGUAAUCUUGUACUGUUGUUAUUUAAAAGAGACUUCAGCUAAGAGGAAGGUUGGUAUGAUUUCUUUUUCUUUCUUUUUUUGGACUUGCGAUGAAAACUUUUCUUCUAGAAUGGAAGGCAAGCAUGGGGCUACUUAAUGCUACAAAAUCAGAAAAUAUUUUCUUCUAACAUAAAAUUGAUAGCACAAAUUGCUAGUUUGUUUUAUAGUUAAUAAUGUUACAUUGACCUCAGUUACUGGAAAGCCUUGCAAAAACAAAAUGUGUUGCAAGUAAUGUUGACCAUUUUUUGUAUAAUUAAGAAACAAGGAUUGCAAAAACAAACAAACAAACAAACAAACAUAGUAUGCAGCAUAAUGCAAAUUAUAUUUUUACUCAGAAGUAGGUCCCAUUAACGUCAGUGGAAUUUAGUCCCAAGAAAGAUCGCAUAGGAUUGUGGACUUGUUUUUCUUCAUUAUAAAUACUUUUGCCCUGCUUUUCCACUAAAAAUGCCCAAGGCUGCUAACAAUCUGGUAAUGGCCACAGGAAAAGCCUUCUCCCAGGCCACCUCCAAACGCCACUCAGAUGUUGAUAGGACACAGAUGUUGAUAGGAGCCUCUACAUCAGAUGUACCUGCUCACAUUGGAAGAGACUUUCUUUUUAGCCUUACUUGCACUUUAGAUGCUCCCCGCCCACUUCCAAUGUCGCUGCCCAAUGAAGGUCACAGAUCUUACUGUAGUCAAAUAUUUGUGUGUGCUUGGGGCUAAAUUCAGUACAUGCUUUUGAAUCCCACAUUUAACAUUUAGACUGGCCCUUUUAAUAGCCACGAAUAGCUGGCUGAAUCACAGUUUUGGCCAGUAGAACAAGAUAUGUUUGUAGAGUGAUGCAGUGGAUUCUCCGUUGCCUUCUAUGCAUUGUUUCAGCUGGGAGAAGUGAAACUUGUUUAAGGUCACAUACUCUUUUGAGGUUGCAUGGGGAUGAAAACAUUUUUUCAUGGGCAGCCUGGGCUGCGUACCAGUAGGCAGCAGGACAAGGGGCAAAAUGCAGAAGAGCAAUGGAUGUGCCUCUUACCUUUGUAUUCUUACAAGUAGGACUACAUUCCAGCCUUGCAAAAGUCACACACCCCUUUUCCUUCUGUCCUCAAGACAAGUAAGCAAGCUCCAUCACAGUUCAAAGCCUUAUUCCAAAGCAGAAAUACUUAAUGAGGAUGUAGACCAGGGCUGCUGAGAAGUGUGGCCUGAGGGCCACAUAGAGAGGCUUGGAGGCUGCACUUGGCCCCCAAGCCUGAGGGUUCCCCACCCUUGUUCUAGUAUGUGAUGACUUAUUACAAAAUUAGCGUAUUUAUGUUUCUUUUAAUGUAGAAUGUCUGUCUUUCUUUCCCAGAUUUCUAGUGCUCUCUGCAUACUGCUUUAUCCGGGACUCAUUCUGAUUGAUUAUGGACAUUUUCAGUAUCCUUGGCUAUUCCGUGAUGUCAUCUCUUUACACUUUACCAGUUCAAUGGAUUCUCUUAACCCAACACCAAUCUCUUUGCUAUAG
Messenger RNA from Podarcis lilfordi (Lilford's wall lizard), 24957 nucleotides. The record is from the annotation of a GenBank genome assembly. NCBI's taxonomy places the organism in Eukaryota, Metazoa, Chordata, Lepidosauria, Squamata, Lacertidae.